UGGACCGCAUCACUUCCGUUUCGCGGCGCUAGGGUUUGGAUAGGCAACCGAGAAGCUCCGUACCUCCGCUCCCUCUUUGCCGCGGGCGCCGCGGUGUCCAUUCCUUCGUCGCUUGUUCGAUCAUGGCGGAACAGACAGAGAAGGCGUUCUUGAAGCAGCCGAAGGUGUUUCUGUGUUCAAAGAAAUCUGGAAAGGGAAAGAGACCCGGAAAAGGUGGGAAUAGAUUCUGGAAGAGUAUUGGUCUUGGCUUCAAGACUCCCAGGGAAGCCAUCGAAGGAACCUACAUCGAUAAGAAGUGCCCAUUCACUGGCAAUGUAUCGAUUCGAGGUCGCAUCCUAGCAGGCACAUGCCACAGUGCCAAAAUGAACAGAACCAUCAUUGUGCGCCGCAACUACCUUCACUAUGUGAAGAAAUAUCAAAGGUAUGAAAAGAGACACUCGAACAUUCCUGCACACAUAUCGCCCUGCUUCCGUGUGAAGGAAGGUGACCAUGUUAUCAUUGGUCAGUGCAGGCCACUGGCAAAGACUGUUGGAUUCAAUGUACUAAAAGUCAUCCCAGCUGGAUCAACAAGUGGAGGUGGGAAGAAGGCCUUUGCUGCAGUUUGAAUCUUACUUGAAGUGCUCUAAUUUAUCUCCAAUUUUGUGUUAGACUCUGUUUGGAAUUCACGUGGUUUUAGUUAAUUCAUUUUUAUCUCUGAUUGACGUGAACUCGUGUAUAAUUUCUCUAUAUUAAGUUUACUUGCGAAAUUGUGCAACAA
Messenger RNA from Musa acuminata subsp. malaccensis (wild Malaysian banana), 757 nucleotides. Its product is annotated as small ribosomal subunit protein uS17. NCBI's taxonomy places the organism in Eukaryota, Viridiplantae, Streptophyta, Magnoliopsida, Zingiberales, Musaceae. Gene Ontology annotation, molecular function: structural constituent of ribosome. The record is from RefSeq and is a predicted model, not a curated record. Gene Ontology annotation, biological process: translation. Gene Ontology annotation, cellular component: cytosolic small ribosomal subunit; ribosome.